AUGUACCUGCACACCUCAGAAUAUGUACUAGCACACCUUACAGAAUAUGUAUCUGCACACCUCAUAGAAUAUGUACCUGCACACCUCAUAGAAUAUGUACCUGCACACCUCAUAGAAUAUGUACCUGCACUCCUCAUUGAAUAUGUACCUGCACAACUCAUAGAAUAUGUAGCAGCACACCUCACAGAAUAUGUACCUGCACACCUCAUAGAAUAUGUACCUGCACACAUCAUAGAAUAUGUACCUGUGCACCUCAUAGAACAUUUACCUGUGCACCUCAUAGAAUAUGUACAUGCACACCUCAUAGAAUAUGUACCUGCACCCCUUAUAGAAUAUGUACCAGCACACCUCACAGAAUAUGUACCUGCACACCUCAUAGAAUAUGUACCUGCACACCUCAUUGAAUAUGUACCUGCACCCCUUAUGAAAUAUGUACCUGUGCACCUCAUUGAAUAUGUACCUGCACCCCUUAUAGGAUAUGUACCAGCACACCUAAUAGAAUAUGUACCAGCACACCUCAUAGAAUAUGUACCUGCACACCUCACAGAAUAUGUAUCUGCACACCUCAUAGAAUAUGUACCAGCACACCUCAUAGAAUAUGUACCAGCACACCUCCCAGAAUAUGUAUCUGCACACCUCACAGAAUAUGUACCUUGCUCCUCAUAG
Schistocerca serialis cubense is the source of this 666-nucleotide messenger RNA. RefSeq names its product dynein heavy chain-like. The record is from RefSeq and is a predicted model, not a curated record. The transcript has a single exon. The coding region runs from base 1 to 666 and encodes 221 amino acids. Lineage: Eukaryota; Metazoa; Arthropoda; Insecta; Orthoptera; Acrididae.